CGCUUUAAGCUCAGGUAUUUAGCUUGGCACUAGAAACAUUCUUCUGAUGAAAAAUAAUAAGAGUUUUUCAGAGCACAUAUGCCAGCUUGAAGAUGAGGUGAGAGAACUUAAAAAUCAGAUCAUCUAUAAAGAUAUUUCUUGCUCAAAAGCUGAGAAUGAGAUCUCUACAAAAUUGAAAGAGAUACAAGCUUUCCAAUUAGAAAUAAAAGAGUUGGAAAUGAAGUAUUUUUUAACUCAGAAAGAUUUAUCAGAAAUGGAUUCUCUUAGACGAGAGUUAGCACUGUCAAGGCAAAAUGUUGAACUAAAGAAUGUUAACUUACUAGAUCUGAAGGAAGAUGAAUUAAGUGAAAAAAAGGGUGAAUCAAUGCGAUUAAGGGAUGAAUUGACCUUAACGCGAAUAGAAUUGAUGGAUAAAAAAGAAGAAUUAAUGCAAAUGAGAGAUAAUUUGUCCUCAAUACAAAAGACAUUAUUAGAGAAAGAGAUCCUCCUUCAAGAAGCUAAUGAUCAUUUAGCUGAGCAUAUACAUGAAACCGAAAUUGGUUAAUUUUGACAUCUGAAAUGGUCAAAAUGGUCAAAAUGAUUUUGACUUAGGCCCUUCUAAAAGUAACCGUUCAUAAUAUUUUAUUAAAAAAAAAUAAAAAAAAAGAUAAAGAUUCGUACUUACGAAUCUUUAUCUUUGGGUUUUUGUUCUUCAGAAGCCCACCGAACCUAAAAAAAUAAAGAAAGGAACAGUUAAUAAACCGUUCCAAAAUGAUAUAAAAAAAAAAUAAAAAAAUAAAUUUAUAAAGAUUCAUACUUACGAAUCUUUAUCAUUGGGUUUUCAUUCUUUGGAAGCCCACCGAACC
This is a messenger RNA of Rhizophagus irregularis DAOM 181602=DAOM 197198, 845 nucleotides long. RefSeq lists its product as uncharacterized. Lineage: Eukaryota; Fungi; Glomeromycota; Glomeromycetes; Glomerales; Glomeraceae. The record is from RefSeq and is a predicted model, not a curated record.